Molecule: messenger RNA, 513 nt
Organism: Gongylonema pulchrum
Lineage: Eukaryota; Metazoa; Nematoda; Chromadorea; Rhabditida; Gongylonematidae
Source: the annotation of a GenBank genome assembly
AUGGAGGAAUUAAAGAGGCGGCGAAGCGGCGUCGACUCAUCUGAUGACAGUAGUGAUGAUGGUGAUGAUGAGGGAGAAGGAAAGAGGAAGAAUAUCAAACGAAAGAAGAAGGAAUCGAAUGAUGGGAAGACACAUGCCGGGGAUAUACUUAUUUUUACGCCAGAAUUCAUUGCUUUUAAUAAAGCACAAGAAAGUAAAUUGAAGAAAUUGCGACGAAUGGUGAAGGAGAAGCAGGAAGAAGCAAACUAUUGGAAGGAAUUUAAUGGAAAGCUCUCGCAUCGACUUGAUUUAUUGCGCAAAGAGCAUGAGCAGCAUUGGGUUAUAAAGACGAAGAAACGAUGGGCAAAGUUACUAAUUGGCGCUCUUGCAUAUGUUGCUAUUGAUGAUGAAUACCCGACGGUAGCAAACAUCGACAACUAUAUGGAGAAGCUGAAGAGAUUGGUGACCGAAAAACCGGACGACAAAAAUUUAAUUGCUAUAAGAAUGGCAUUAUCCGAAGUGAAUUUUAACUGA